Messenger RNA from Ipomoea triloba (trilobed morning glory), 351 nucleotides. RefSeq names its product protein RALF-like 4. The record is from RefSeq and is a predicted model, not a curated record. The transcript has a single exon. Bases 1 to 351 code for a protein of 116 amino acids. NCBI's taxonomy places the organism in Eukaryota, Viridiplantae, Streptophyta, Magnoliopsida, Solanales, Convolvulaceae.
AUGGCGACUAAGCAAGCCCAUCUCGCUCUCUUUCUCUUCUUCCUCUUCUUCUCCUAUUUGGCUUUGUCCCUGCUCGCGGAUUCGCCGGAAAACAUGGACCCCGCCGGAGACGGCGGUCUCAUAGAUUCUGAUGAGGAGGGGGAGAAGAUGACGAUGGACUGGGAAUCGUCGACGAGAAUGCUGUAUGGACUCGGAAAAUACGUAAGCUACUACCACAUCAUUGAUAUGGAGUUCAUCCCGUGCGACCGCCGUGGCCAACCUUACUAUUUUUGCAAAUCUCGCGGACCCGUCCGCCCCUACGCCCGCGGUUGCACCAGGUUCACCAGAUGCGGCCGUGGUAGAUUCCGUUAG